AUGGAAGACCAUAUUGAGAUAUCAAUUAAUGAUAAAGAUCAUUUAAUAACAGAAUCGACAUUAUUUACAACAUAUGCAGCAAUUAGUCAGGAUGAGUCAUUUAUAGCUGUCCUUGACAAUAAAAAAAAUAAAGAGCUUGCCGAAGAGCAUUCUGUUCCAUUAACAUCUACUAAAUUUACUGAUUUGAUGAAAUCAGAUGAAUUUUCAAGUUGGUUUGUCGCUGUGUCAAAUGAGCAUCAAGAAAAAUUUAGAUUGAUUGCUAUAUCAUGCAUAAGCAAUAACGAUAUGCAAGAUCUGCAAGAUCAAAAGAAUCCAAGUAGGUGUGGUUUUACCAAAAUAUGGAUGAUUAGAAGCGAUUUUGAAAACUUUGAUAUGGAAUGUAAAGUAGAAAUAGAUGAUGGUGGAAUAAUCCAAUUUCUUUUUGAAACCGACGAAUUCACGCUUGUCUUGCUAAAAGGAAAUGGUAUAUAUAAACAUCGUUUAUGGUAUUCAUCUGUUCACAUGCAAUUUCGACAUGAGAUUUUAGCAUUUCAUUAUUCGGAAAGAAUAAUUAAUGCAUUGAAGUAUAAUUGUAGUGAAUCCGUUAGUAUGCAUUUUAUAACACCAUCAAGCGAUGUAAUACGUAAAUAUCUUUUGAGAUGUUUAAAUAGUCAUUACUUAUUAGUAGACACUUUUGAAAGAGAUCCUGACAAAAAUAUAGAACUUUAUGACUUAAGAACUAAUCAAUUAAUAAAUGUAUUUAAAAGGAAUAAAGUUGUUUUAUCAAUUCUGGAUCGUGAAAGACCUGGUGCAUUCGCGGUGUCUGGCGAUGAAAAGCUAUUGGCGUACGCGUCUGAAAAUGAUAUUAAAAUCUACAUGAUAGAAAAUGGACUCGACUUAUCAUCUUUAUCAUUUGAAAGUGGUAUUUUUACUGUGAAGUUUAUAAAAUUCGUCUUUGAUAAUGAAAAAUUAUUGAUAUUCAAAAAUGAUAGGACGGCGGCGGUCUGGGAUAUUUUUAAUACUAUCAGAGAAUUUAUCGAAUUUAUACCUUUGGAAAAAAAUAUAUCGCCGGGUUUAAUUAAGAGUAUGACGAGAAUUGUUAUUGGCCCUAUAUCGGAAAAUGACUCUUUCAUAAUUCUUAAUAUAAGGCCAUACUUCGAAGAUGAUCAAAUAGUUUGGGAUAACUUGAUUCUGAGUGAACAUUUGAGAAGAUCAGAUCCUGAUUCAGGUUGGAAAGAAUUAGAUCCUUCUGAGAGUAUAUUUACUGAAUCGGAACCUCAUGCUUACGACAUUGAUGGUGAGGUGGUUUUAUUAUCGAAUUUGAAUGAUUCGGAACUUAAAUAUUACCAACGGAUAGAACCGUGGGCCGCGGAAAAAUUAAAAGGUUCUUAUGGUGUGCGAUCUUUGUAUCCAAGAUAUGUCGUCUACCUUGACAAAAAAAAACAAGUAAGACUCUUUAUAGGAAAUAAUACUAUACAAGUUUGGAGUGGUAAAAAGCUCGAAUUCAUUCGCAUCGUCAAUGAUAACUCCGAAGAACCAGAAGAACCUUAUGAAAAAUUCAAAAUUAUCAAAGUUAAAUAUGGCGUACGAAAAUUUGACCUUUUAAUUAGCAAAGAAGGAAAAAACAUUCAGAUAAAAAUAGAACAUGAAGAUGAUGUCAUAUACAUAUUAAGAAAUGCAAUCGAUACACUUGUAUAUUUAGAUGGUCAAAGUAAUAAAUCCGUUAAUCUUGCCACUGGGAAUAAACAAAAUUUACUUAUUAAAUAUAUCUUAUUCGCCGGAAAUUAUGUUUCACCCUACGAUAAAUUUGAAAAAUUAUCAAGUACACGCAGCAAGAUCGUGCAGAAACGUCCACUUCAUUCGUGGCUAGUUCCAUUAAAAGAUCUUUUACCUGAUAAAG
This is a messenger RNA of Racocetra persica, 1879 nucleotides long. The record is from the annotation of a GenBank genome assembly. NCBI's taxonomy places the organism in Eukaryota, Fungi, Glomeromycota, Glomeromycetes, Diversisporales, Gigasporaceae.